Molecule: messenger RNA, 1387 nt
Organism: Rhipicephalus sanguineus (brown dog tick)
Lineage: Eukaryota; Metazoa; Arthropoda; Arachnida; Ixodida; Ixodidae
Exons: 2
Coding region: 279-1214 (311 amino acids)
Biological process (GO): retrotransposition
Cellular component (GO): ribonucleoprotein complex
Molecular function (GO): single-stranded RNA binding
Source: RefSeq, a predicted model, not a curated record
UUAACUUUUCAAUCAUGUGUCAGCAGCAAGAAGACGUUCUGCGGGCGCGCACGUGAGACGGCAUUCGAGCACUGUGAUUGGGCGAAAAGCCUGGGAUUGUUCUCGUCGGCUCGACUGGACUGAGCAGCGCAUCUGCAGAUGGAAAAACGUACGGCACCGCAUCGACAGACUUAACUGGAGGCGCCUGCGCAGAUGGAUUUCUUUGCUGCUUCGACGGCCACUGUUACUUCGACGGCCACAUUGACCAGAUCUACCCACCCCCCAGUUCGACGUCAUCAAUGCGGCCGACUAUAAGAGACGGACCGAGCUGCAAUUUCUUCAGUGGGCACGUCAGCUGCUCCCCAGCAAACAUGAACCCCUUCCUGUAUUUCAUGCAGGUUAGUAAAAAUUACUCCACUGUCAAAACUAGCAACCGUUGUUUCAUCCAGCUGACGUGCCCCACAUGUCUAAAUAAGUUGUACUUUUUUGUUCAAGAUGUUGUAUGCUCAUUGCUGAUAAUGUGUGGUGAUGUGGAAUCGAACCCUGGGCUGAACACAGAGGAGCUUUUGCGCCAAAUCCUUGAUGGUCAAAAAACCAUGCAAGCAAGGCUUGACACUAUUGAAUCCAAGGUCGAAAAUUCGACAGCAGCAUUUACAGAACUCACAAGCAAAAUUUCCAGCCUUGAGGCAACUAUCCAGACCAUACAAACCAAACUGAUCGACCUCGAAGACAGGAGCAGACGCAAUAAUCUUCUUGUGUUCGGUUUACCGGAACGUCCUGAUGAAACAUUCCAGUCACUAACAAAUACGGUGGUUUCUGAAAUAUUUGAAAACAUGCUCGGUGUAAAGGUGUCAACAGUCGAAAGAAUUCACCGAAUAGGACAAAAGAGGCGAAACAAAAACAGACCGGUAGUGCUCCGGUUAAUUGAUCACCGUGAAAAAAUUAAUGUACUCAGAAACUGCUCUAAACUGAAGGGAAAAGAUAUCUCAGUUGCCGAAGACUUCUCACCAGAAACUAGGCAGACCAGGAGGUACUUAUGGGAAAGCACUGCAAAUAUCAGGAAAAAGGGCGAGAAAGUGAAACUUGUACACGACAAAGUCAUCAUAAAUGGAGAUACAUAUGCUUGGGAUGCUGCUGAGAUGAAAAGAAUUCCCGUUUUAGCAGCCAACAAAAAUCUAGGAAGAAACAGUGAACUUCUUCGGUCACUCAAAAAUACUUCCGCAUCAUUAAUCUGAACGCCCGCAGCAUCGUAAACAAAGUUAGCGACUUGCAAAGUAUUAUAGUGGCGCAUGAGCCGCAUGUCGUAAUAAUAUCUGAAACUUGGCUGCACUCAGGUAUCUUAGACUUCGAGAUAACACCACCAGGGUACAAAAUAUAUAGGAAGGACCGAGAUUCCCGGGGGGGCGGA